Pundamilia nyererei is the source of this 1884-nucleotide messenger RNA. RefSeq names its product protocadherin alpha-8-like. The record is from RefSeq and is a predicted model, not a curated record. NCBI's taxonomy places the organism in Eukaryota, Metazoa, Chordata, Actinopteri, Cichliformes, Cichlidae. The transcript is spliced from 2 exons. Gene Ontology annotation, biological process: homophilic cell-cell adhesion. Gene Ontology annotation, cellular component: plasma membrane. Gene Ontology annotation, molecular function: calcium ion binding. The coding region runs from base 1 to 1830 and encodes 609 amino acids.
AUGAGGAAUGGAAGACCGUAUCGAUGCUGUGAGUGCUUCUGGGUUGCUUUUUAUUUGACACUGCUGCUGGUUUUCGGAAAGCGGGCUUUGGCUGAUUUGAGAUACUCUGUUCCGGAGGAGGUCAAAGAAGGAACUACUGUUGGAAAUGUGGCCAAGGAUCUUGGUAUUGACAAAACCUCUUUGACUGAUCGUCGGUUCCGUGUUGUUUCUGGAUUUAAGGACGCGUUUUUCGAGGUAAACCCGGACAAUGGGGCUUUACAGGUUCGUAAGAAAAUCGACAGAGAAAAGCUUUGUCACGGUAGCGGUUCAUGCCUCAUUGAGCUAAAAAUCCUUGUUGAAAAUCCCCUGGAAAUGCAUCAUAUUGCUGUAGAAAUUGCUGAUGUAAAUGAUCACUCCCCCAGCUUUUCUGAAAAGGAGCAGACCUUUGAAAUGGCCGAGCAUACAUCUCCGGGAACACGAUUCCAGCUUCACCCGGCUCGUGAUCCUGAUGCUGGAAUAAACUCUAUCCGCAUAUACACACUAACGUCAAACGAGCAUUUCGAUAUUGAGAUUAGUCAAAGUGAUGAGGACAAAAUACCAUUUCUAGUGCUGAAGACAUCUUUAGACAGAGAACAAAAGAAUAAACACUUGCUAACUGUAACAGCAGUUGAUGGAGGUAAACCUCCAAAAUCUGGCACGCUUAAUGUAUCCGUUAUUGUUCUUGACAGUAAUGAUAAUCGCCCGACAUUCAGUCGGGAGACUUACCAAAUUGAAAUAAAAGAAAAUGUCUCUGUUGGUGCUGUUGUUGCAACUGUAGCUGCUAUAGACCCAGAUGAAGGCACUAACGGGGAAAUAGAAUACAGCCUGAGCAAAACAUUAGCGCGUAAAGUUUAUCAGAUAUUUGAACUGGAUAGUGUAAGUGGACAAAUUACGCUAAAAGUAGCAUUAGAUUUUGAGGAUUCUGAGAUUUAUAAACUAGACGUUGAAGCAUCUGAUAAAGGACAACCUCCAUUAAUUGGAAGGUGUAGAGUAAUAAUAAAGAUACAAGACAUUAAUGAUAAUGCACCAGAAAUAGAAGUCACGUCACUAUCAAAUACAGUAACCGAAGAUUCAAAACCUGGUACAGUUAUUUCACUUAUCAGUGUAACGGAUAAAGACUCUGGACUUAAUGGAAAAAUAAUUACACACAUGACCGACAAUGCACCUUUCGAAUUAAAACCUUCUUACAAGGAAAACAUAUAUUCCGUGGUCACGAAGGGAGUGUUAGAUCGAGAAACUGUACCAGAAUACGAAGUAAUAAUAACAGCUACAGACUGUGGUGAGCCUCCUUUAUCGAGUUUUAAAACUCUUAGCAUUCAGAUAGCAGAUGUAAAUGACAACAGUCCACAAUUCACCCAAAACCCAUUACAGUGUUACCUGACAGAAAAUAACUUCGCAGGUGCGCCAAUAUUUUCUGUGAGUGCGGUAGACCUCGAUGCAAAUGAAAACGCAGCUAUUUCAUAUCAUCUUCUGAGAGAAGGUGGUGAAAAUUAUGUAAUAUCUUUUCUAAAUGUGAAUUCAGAUAAUGGACAAAUCACUGCGCUAAAAAGUUUUGAUUUUGAAUCGCUGAAAACCUUCCAGUUCCAAGUUGUUGCCUCAGAUUCUGGAACUCCGCCACUAAGCAACAACGUCACAGUCAACGUCUUCAUCCUGGAUCAGAACGACAACGCUCCAGUCAUCCUGUAUCCACUCAGCUCCAACGGUUCUGCUCAAGGUGUGGAGGAGAUUCCCCGAAACGUCAACGCAGGACACUUGGACAGAUCAGAACACUUCGCUCAUUCACAGAGACAGACGAGGCUGAGCACAAACUGAUAAUACUGGUCAAAGACAACGGCAACGUUUCUCUCUCAGCAACAGCUACUGUGA